CUCAGAGCCAAGGGCGCCACAUACCUUUCCACCUCCCAGCGUGGCUGCUGUGGGGUUUUGCUCUUCCGCCUGGUGCACGAUUUGCUAACUUUGUCCUCCCGUAGGUGUCUCAGACACAGAGCCAGCAGAGUUCCAAGGACACCACUGGGUAGAGAACAGCUCCAUCUUCUUACAAAAACGCUCUACUGAGAGCUACGUUUUCUUUAGACUCUGGGCACUGGGAUCCUCAAUUUCAAGGACUUCUCAUGGAGCCAGAGGUCUUAGAAAUUUGUCCUUACAACCCUCACCACCGAAUUCCACUCAGCAGAUUCCAGUACCACCUGGCAUCGUGCAAGAGAAAAAACCCCACGAAAGCCAAGAAAAUGGCCAGCUGCAAAUACAAUGCCUGCCACGUCGUCCCCAUCAAAAAGCUGGAGGAACACGAGGCUGCCUGUGCCAACAGAAGCCCCGUGGAGGAAGAGGGCAGCACAAACCCACUGGUGACGCUUCUCAGUUCAGAGCAGAAAGCUGAAGCCCUGUGGGUCACCUCCUCCCCUCCCACCUCUGAUAUCUGGAAUGCUGAUGACGCUGAUAGCCACCCUAAGUUUGUCCUUAAGACUUUUGUUCCCCAAAAGCUUGUUUGUGAAAGUGACGCAGGAGAGUCAGAGAGAAAGGAGAACAACCUCCAGAAGAUCUUCAGACCAGGAAAGUAAACCACCAGCAGGAAGGAGUCUCACAAAGCCACAGAGAGA
Messenger RNA from Cavia porcellus (domestic guinea pig), 731 nucleotides. It is a transcript of the gene Gtsf1l, whose product is annotated as gametocyte specific factor 1 like. The record is from RefSeq and is a predicted model, not a curated record. The transcript has a single exon. Bases 246 to 692 code for a protein of 148 amino acids. NCBI's taxonomy places the organism in Eukaryota, Metazoa, Chordata, Mammalia, Rodentia, Caviidae.